Molecule: messenger RNA, 1467 nt
Organism: Diospyros lotus (date-plum)
Lineage: Eukaryota; Viridiplantae; Streptophyta; Magnoliopsida; Ericales; Ebenaceae
Product: heterodimeric geranylgeranyl pyrophosphate synthase small subunit, chloroplastic-like
Exons: 2
Coding region: 215-1228 (337 amino acids)
Biological process (GO): isoprenoid biosynthetic process
Molecular function (GO): prenyltransferase activity
Source: RefSeq, a predicted model, not a curated record
AUCACCGUGAACUUCUGCCCAUCUCAUCAUCUCCUCCUUUGUCAUCUGAAGCCUCCCCAUUUCCCCAAAUUCCACUACCAAAGCUGCCCAGAUUGCCAAUCCAAUCUUCCGUUUAUCAAGCACCCAAAUCUCUCUCUCUCUCUCUCUCUCUCUCUAUAUAUAUAUAUAUACACACACACACAAACUGGCACCAAUAUAGAGAGAGAAAGGAAAGAUGGCCCUCUCUAUGGUUGCAGCAUCGUAUCCUCGGCUCUACGUGGGGACGAGACGGCCAUUUUUGCAGCCCAAAAUUCGGUGUGCUGUUUCUUCCUCUGCUUCAGUUUCGAACAAAUUCGAUCUUCGAACCUACUGGACGACGCUGAUCGGAGAAAUCAACCAGAAGCUGGACGAAGCCAUAUUCGUGCAGUAUCCGCAACAGAUCUACGAGGCCAUGCGUUACUCUGUUCUCGCCAAGGGUGCGAAACGCGCCCCUCCAGUCAUGUGCGUCGCCGCUUGCGAGCUCUUCGGCGGCGACCGCCUCGCCGCCUUCCCCACCGCCUGCGCCCUCGAAAUGGUUCACGCCGCGUCGUUGAUACACGACGACUUGCCGUGCAUGGACGACGACCCGUCCCGUCGGGGACAACCGUCAAACCACAGAGUCUUCGGCGUGGACAUGGCGAUCCUCGCCGGCGACGCCUUGUUCCCGCUGGGGUUCCGCCACAUCGUGUCGAACACGCCGCCGGACCUCGUCCCUGAGCCGCGGCUCCUCCGCGUGAUCGCCGAGAUAGCCCGGGCAGUGGGGUCCACGGGCAUGGCGGCCGGGCAGUUCCUGGACCUGGAGGGAGGGCCCAACUCGGUGGAAUUCGUGCAGGAGAAGAAGUUCGGGGAGAUGGGCGAGUGCUCCGCCGCGUGCGGCGGCCUACUGGCGGGCGCCGAAGACGAGGAGAUCCAGCGGCUGAGAAGGUACGGCCGAGCAGUCGGGGUUCUGUACCAGGUGGUUGAUGAUGUGUUGGAAGAGAAGAUGAAGACCCCGGAAAGAAUGGCGGAGGAUAGGAAGGAGGCGGAGAAGAAGAAGAAGGGAAAGAGCUACGUGGGUGUUUAUGGCGUGGAGAAAGCCAUGGAAGUGGCUGAAGAUCUGAGAGCAAAGGCGAAGAGAGAGCUGGAUGGGUUAGAGAAAUACGGAGAGAGGGUGGUUCCACUCUACAGCUUUGUAGAUUAUGCUGCCGAUAGAGGUUUCAGCGUCGGGUGAUCAAUGAUCCAUCGUGUUUAAUUUCCUUAAUUAGUUUUGGGCCAUCUUUUCUUUGCUCUUUUUUUAUUAUUAUUAUUUUGUAUUUUAAUAGAGUUGGCUUUCGUUUUGUUUUUGAUAUUAUAAGAUACUAAUACCUAAUUAGGGAUGCCAAAAUGGUCUGUCGGAAUGGUAAUGGAGUGGGUAUGGGUAAGGGAUUUCCUUUUCCCACUACUACACUCAUAUCUCUAUUCUUCUUCCUA